Messenger RNA from Ctenocephalides felis (cat flea), 1200 nucleotides. RefSeq names its product zinc finger protein 678-like. Gene Ontology annotation, biological process: regulation of transcription by RNA polymerase II. Gene Ontology annotation, molecular function: RNA polymerase II cis-regulatory region sequence-specific DNA binding; DNA-binding transcription activator activity, RNA polymerase II-specific. The transcript has a single exon. Gene Ontology annotation, cellular component: nucleus. Bases 1 to 1200 code for a protein of 399 amino acids. The record is from RefSeq and is a predicted model, not a curated record. NCBI's taxonomy places the organism in Eukaryota, Metazoa, Arthropoda, Insecta, Siphonaptera, Pulicidae.
AUGUCAGAAGCUGCUGAUGAUCCGAUAAUUAAAAUUGAACCACAAGAAUAUCCAAUCGAAGACAUUAAACAGGAGAUUGAGGAAGACAUUAAACAGGAAAUUGAGGAAGACCCUGAAUCGUGUUCAGAGGAUGACAAAACAUGUCUGAACAGAUUUAUGAACUCCAUAGUGAAAAUAGAAGAAAAUGUUGAACAGGAAUUAAUUCAGACUGCUCCUUAUAAAUGUGACAAGUGUCAUAGAACAUUUAGAAAGUUGCAUUAUUUAGAACAGCAUAUGUUAAAUUAUUGUCAUAAGUGCACAUAUUGUUCAAAGACUUUUUCAGAUGCAAGUGCAUUAGAAAUACAUAUAAAAUCUUAUACAUAUGAAAAACAUUUCACAUGUACAAAGUGCGGUAAAGCAUUUACUGAAAAAUAUCAUUUAGAUCAACACAUUUGUGCUCGUGCCAGAGAACAAAUUUUACGUUUGAAUGAAUCUAGUAAUCAAAAACGAAAUAUUCUCGCUCAUACUGCAAAGGGACCAGGUGAACGUCCCCAUAUUUGUCAAAUUUGUGACAAGACAUUCACACAAUUGAGUAAAUUGAAUCGACAUAUGCUAACUCACACCGGUGAACGUCCGCAUAUUUGCCAAAUAUGUGAUAAGGCAUUCACAGAAAUGGGUACCUUGAAUAAACAUGUGCUCAUUCACACUGGUGAACGGCCACAUAUUUGCCAAAUAUGUGAUAAGACAUUUGCACGAUUAAGUUCCUUGAAAUUGCAUAUGCUAAUUCACACUGGGGUACGUCCUAAUAAAUGCAAAGUAUGUGGUAAGACAUUUACAGACUCAAGUAAUUUGAAUAAACAUGUGCUCAUUCACACUGGUGAACGCUCCCAUAUUUGCCAAAUUUGUAAUAAGGCAUUCAUACAAUCGAGUACCUUGAAUAGACAUAUGCUCAUUCACACUGGGGUACGUUCUAAUAAAUGCAAAGUAUGUGGUAAGACAUUUACAGACUCAAGUAAUUUGAAUAAACAUGUGCUCAUUCACACUGGUGAAUGUUCCCAUAUUUGCCAUAUUUGUAAUAAGGCAUUCAUACAAUUGAGUAACUUGAAUAGACAUGUGCUCAUUCACACCCGAGAAUGCCCCUACAAAUGCAAAAUCUGUGAUAAUGUAUUCAAACGUUCAAAAGGACUGAAAAGGCACAUGGUUGCUCAUACCAAUGAGUAA